GGACGUCAUUUUGUCUGUGUCAAUCACGUCAACAAUACUCCACAACGGAACAAACGUACUAAAAAAAGUCAACAAUACUCAAUUGAAUUUACAUUUGCAUUGCAAUAUUUCAUAAUAAUUUGCAAUUUUUUGUUCUGUGUAAUGGUUAAUAGUUGUUAGAUAUUUGUUUACCUUUGUUUUAUAAAUAUUUAAUAAUAAUAUUGGAUACUUUCUUAAAUCUGAGAAAAGGAGAAAAGAAAAUGCGCCCUAAAAUAGAUCAAGCUUCUAUAAUUAUUUUAGACGUUGGAAAAAAUGUCGCUAUGUCAGAAGAAACGCCGGGUAAAAGUUUCUUUGAUGAAGCGAAGGCAUGUGCGGCUCGAGUUUUGGAAAGAAAAAUUAUGAGUCAAGGAAAAAAUCUUGUCGGAAUUGUACUGUUGGGUUCAAAAAAGACCAAAAACAAUAUGGCAGAGAUGUCUGAUGGUACUUUCAAAUACAUUGAAAUGCUAGCCGAGUUACAGCCCCCUAGUUGGAAACUAAUUCGUGAUUUGCCAGACGAACCCUCCAAAAAGAAAGGUGAUUGGAUAGAUGCUUUAUUGGUUGCUGCUGACCACUUUAAGAAUGGAGUGAGUAAUGUUAGAAUUGUAGAUAAAAAGAUCAUAUUAAUGACUAACUUCAAAGCACCAACUUAUGUUGAAGCUGAUGAAAUUAACCAAGUACUUGAUGGUUUUAAAAAGGAGGGAUUUGAAGUUGAUGUAAUAGGUCCUGAUAUCUAUGGAAAAUCUGAAAAAUAUGAAGAGGAAAACUUUGAAAUAGCUCGUAAUUUUGUUGAAAAUACUGAUGGUGCAACAGCAACAUUUGAAAAUACUAUGCGAUAUUUAUUGUUUCACAAAAAGAAAUCUGUUAGUGCAAUGUCAUGGAAUGUUGAUUUAAGUAUAGGUCCAAAUAUCAAAAUACCUAUCUCAUCAUUUGUUAGGUCUAAAGAUGAACCGCCUAUAAACAAAUGGCGGACAGCUGUAAAAGAUCCAAUUAGUACCACAGCUAGUUCUACAGAAGGUAUUUUGAAACAGAAAACAUACAUAACAGAAAAUCAGAACAAUGUUAAAGAAGAAGAUAUAAUAAAAGGAUACCAUUAUGGUCAAACUAUAAUUCCUGAUGCUGAUAUGAAUAACUCCUCAUAUGAGUCUGGUGAAAAAUGUUUGUCCAUUUAUGGUUUUACUGAUAAAGGCAAUGUCAAAUGGGAAAACUUAAAUGGUAAUGGUAUAUCAUAUAUAUUUGGACGAAAAGGUGAUAAUAAAGCCCAAUAUGCUGUAAGAUGUCUUGUAGAAUGUCUUCAUGAAUUGAAUUUGGUUGGCAUUGCUAGACGUGUGUAUAACAAUGGGAAUGCACCCAAAAUGUAUGUUCUUUUUCCUGUAAUAGAUACUAAUGAUUAUAUUUGCCUAUCAAUGAUUGAAAUUUGCUACAAGGAAAAUAUAAAAUAUAUGGCAUUUCCAGUUACCAAUCUUAAGAAAUAUGAAUGUACAAGUAAACAAGUUGAUGCUUUUAAAAAUCUUAUAAAAGCAAUGGAUUUAACAAAUGCAUAUGAUGAAACAUAUGAUGACAGAGAAGCAUUCCCCAUUGCUGAAACAGUGAGUCCAUCUGUACAGUAUGUCUUAGAUUGCAUAUCAUUUCGUGCAAUGAAUCCUGACAAACCACUGCCAAAGCCCAGGGAUGAUAUCAUGAUGUUAUUUAAAGUACCUCCUCUGAUAGAAAAGAGAAGUCAAGAACCCCUUAAUGUUUUGAAGGAUUUGUUUAUUUUGAAAAAGGUAGAACAUAAAACAAGAGAUAAAAAAGUAAAUUCAACUCCAUUGAUACAAAACAACAUUAACCAAACAACUAUGGAUGUAGAUUCGAAUGAUCAAUCUAAUGAUAUGCCAAAAGUUCAACUUGCUACAGCGAAGGCAAUUGAAGUAAACAAUAUUGGAACAGAAAAUCCAAUCAGAGAUUUUGAGACUCUGUUAGAUAAAAAUCAAACAAUUUUCAACCUUUCCCCACAGAUGACAAAAGCUAUUGAACGUCUAUUCUAUAGUAAUUUUGAUGGGAACUUUUCAAAAGCAUUAAAUACAUUGAAAUAUUUUAGAAACAAGUGUGUGGAAACUGAUCCAACUUAUUAUAAUAAAUGGUAUAUUCAGUAUAGAAGCUCACUUACUGAAUGUAAGAAUGAAGAUAUAAUAAAUGUUAUUACUGAAAACAAACUAGGAUUUAUACUUAAAGAAGAGAAUGUUUUAAGCACAUAUGAAACCCCAGAUAGUCAUGAAGACAGUCAGUUAUAUGAAAAUGAUACAGUACCUGAUAUGACUGAGGUGGCUGUAAAAUCAGAUGUAUGUGAUAUGUUUGAUGAGAUGUAGAUUAUAAGAUACUGUUUUGGAAUACAAUUAAAUUUAAAUUUGUUAUUCAAUAAAUAAUAUUUUUUAUAAUAUUAAAUAAUGUUAUCACACAUUUCCAUUUUUAUGCACCAUGGUUUUAAUGCUAGUGUGCAAGCUUUCAUGGAUAAUAUUUUUUUUACUUAUUGUUAAAAAAUAAUAAAAAUUCGGAAAUAUU
This is a messenger RNA of Galleria mellonella (greater wax moth), 2556 nucleotides long. Its product is annotated as X-ray repair cross-complementing protein 5-like. Gene Ontology annotation, cellular component: nucleus; Ku70:Ku80 complex. Gene Ontology annotation, biological process: cellular response to X-ray; telomere maintenance; DNA recombination. The record is from RefSeq and is a predicted model, not a curated record. Gene Ontology annotation, molecular function: damaged DNA binding; double-stranded DNA binding; telomeric repeat DNA binding. Lineage: Eukaryota; Metazoa; Arthropoda; Insecta; Lepidoptera; Pyralidae. Bases 240 to 2363 code for a protein of 707 amino acids. The transcript has 4 exons.